This is a messenger RNA of Trifolium pratense (red clover), 1834 nucleotides long. RefSeq names its product F-box/LRR-repeat protein 4-like. Gene Ontology annotation, biological process: SCF-dependent proteasomal ubiquitin-dependent protein catabolic process. The transcript is spliced from 2 exons. The record is from RefSeq and is a predicted model, not a curated record. Lineage: Eukaryota; Viridiplantae; Streptophyta; Magnoliopsida; Fabales; Fabaceae. Gene Ontology annotation, cellular component: SCF ubiquitin ligase complex. The coding region runs from base 6 to 1418 and encodes 470 amino acids.
GCAGGAUGACUCAUCUGUGGCAAUUAAUAUCAGUCCUCAAUUACCUGAUGCAAAGAAACACUAUCAAACAAUUGCAUUCUUCCACAAGAGUAAAACUAGUUGCAGCAACAGAUUUUUAUUUACCUGAUGAGUGUUGGGAAUCUAUCUUCAAAUUCCUCAUCAACGACGACGACAACCACAGCUGCUUGAAGUCUCUCUCGGUCGUGUCCAAACAAUUUCUCUCUAUCACCAACUGUCUCGUAUUCUCACUCACUGUCGGUGAUUUUCAACCACGCCAUUUACUUCCUCGCUUCUUCAAUAGAUUCUCCAGCAUCAACUCUCUUAACCUCAGCUGCCACCAAAAAGAUGACGUCAACACAAUUCUCUGUCAAAUCUCUCUUUUCCCAUUGAACCUCAAAUUACUCAAACUCUCCCACCAAACCACCUUUCCUGCAAAUGGGUUGCGAGUUUUGUCCCAAAAUAUUACAACUUUGAUCUCACUCACAUGUUCUUUCAUUAGUUAUCUCCAUGGCGAUGAUCUCUUCCUCAUUGCAGAUUGUUUCCCUUUGCUCGAAGAACUCGACCUUAGUUACCCAUAUAAUUUACAAAAUCACGAAAGCUUACUCAAUGGAAUAGAGGUUCUUUCAUCAGCACUUUUCAAACUCCGAAAGAUUAAUCUCACUAAUCAUGACUACAUCAACGAUCAAUCGGUUUUCCACUUGUUCAAGAACUGCAAGCUUCUCGAAGAGGCCAACAUAUUUUAUUGUCUUCAAAUAACCCAUGCCGGUAUUGCUUUUGCUCUCCGUGAGACCCCAACUUUGAGGUCUUUAUCCUUUUACAAAUAUUUUGAACGGAAAGACUGUGCAACAUUGUUUGCUGUAAGCCCUCAAUUAAAGUCUCUCCGCCUUGCUUCCAUUUCAUGGUUUGAGGAUGAAAACAUCAAAAUAUUUGCUUCCAUUUUCCCCAAUUUACAGCUGCUUGAUUUGAGCUAUGGCGGUUACAUACCUGAAGAAGCUAUUUGUCGAGUUUUACGAAGUUGUUCUGAGAUUAGACAAUUGAACGUAGCUUCUUAUUCAAGAAUGAAGCUGCGUGGAAUGAACUUUGAAGUUCCCAAACUGGAGGUAUUGAACUUGUCACGUACAGAUGUUGAUGAUGAAGCGCUCUAUAUGAUCUCAAAGAGUUGUCGUGGGCUUUUGCAACUGUUACUGGAACGUUGUUGUAAUGUCACAGAGAAAGGGGUAAAGCAUGUUGUAGAAAACUGCACACAACUUAGAGAGAUCAAUUUAAUGAGGUGUGAAAAAGUGCAUCCUAAUGUCGUUGCCUCAAUGGUAUUAUCAAGGCCAUCAUUGAGAAAGAUAAUUGCUCCAGCUUGUUAUUGUUUCAGUGACAUAGAAAGGGAACUCUUCUCGCGUCAAAGAUGCCUUGUUUGCUAUUCGUAGCAUUCUCAAACUGCACUGGUGAAGUUUAAACUCUGAAAUUUUAUACUUCUUUGACAAUAUGAGGGAAGGGAUUCAAAAUCCAUUGGAAGACAUUUGAAGAAGCUAAAGGAAAUUAAAGAUGCUAAUGCAACUUUGGUUGGGUUUUGCUGAGUUGUGAGUCAUGCUACAUCAGGGGAAGCUUGCAGAUGUGGUUGUCAAAGAAUUUGGCGAGUGGCUAAAUCAUUAUUUGUUGGCAUCAAAUGUUUUUGGGAGUUUCAUAUGGCUAUUUGAUUUUCAAAGUCCUUUCCUAUUGGGUUCUAUUUAUUUUUCUGUAAAACCUUUCUCAGUUAGGUGUUUUUUAUUUUAUGUAUUUCAAACUCCUAGCACUCUUUGUGCUCUAUUAGUUUUUACAAUAUUAAUUAUUCAAGUUCAAACCA